This is a messenger RNA of Acaromyces ingoldii, 2450 nucleotides long. RefSeq names its product WD40 repeat-like protein. The transcript is spliced from 4 exons. Gene Ontology annotation, cellular component: cytoplasmic dynein complex. The record is from RefSeq and is a predicted model, not a curated record. Bases 98 to 2404 code for a protein of 768 amino acids. Gene Ontology annotation, molecular function: dynein light chain binding; dynein heavy chain binding. Gene Ontology annotation, biological process: transport along microtubule. Lineage: Eukaryota; Fungi; Basidiomycota; Exobasidiomycetes; Exobasidiales; Cryptobasidiaceae.
AUUUAGACCAACACCCCCCCUCUUCACCUUCUACUUUCUUUUCCCAUCCUUCUCCUCCCCUCUGUUCCGCUUGUCGCUUGCGAGCUGCUCGGGCACGAUGUCUUCUUCGCCGGCACCGACGACGAGCGAGUCGCGGCGGCGGGCCGAGAUCGAGGCGAAGCGGGCCAAGCUGGCCGAGCUCAAGCGUGCGCGAGAGGAACGGACGAGCCGGCUGCAGGCUGGCAGGAGCAGCGAUACCCGGAGUGGUUCCGAGGCCACGACGCCGUCGUCGAGACGGGACAUUGAUGACCUCGUCGCCAACCUCGUCGGCAGCCGGACUCAGGGCACCUCGAGCCGAAUGAGCAUCGGGCCUGGUGAUGGUAGGGGUACGCCCUCGAGCCCGAGAAAGUCCGGUACAGAGGUCCUGGCAGGGUAUGGUGGCAGGAGCGACUACGAUGGCGCGUCCGAGGGACAGAGCAUGGCGACGACGAUGGUCAAUCGCGCCGAUGGCGAGGCGCAGGGGACACAGGUCGUGGGCCAGCCCAGGGCGAGGUUGGUGGACAGCGAGGUGCAGACGGACUCGCUCGAUGCGCCCGCUGCCGUUGCCAAGAAGGAGAAAGUGUACUAUACCAAGGAGAUCCAGACGACUCUGCGGAGCGGCGGAGAUUCGGACUCGGAGGACGACGAGGCAGGUGGGGACAGGACGAUAGGACCAAAUGGCGUCUCAAUUGCGACCGAGGAAGCUAUCCGGGCCAAGCUGCUCAAGGAGCAAGAGGUCGAGAGGCUCAGGGCAGAGGAGGAGCACAUGAAGCAGGAGGAAGAGCGGCUCGAAAAGGAGAUCGAAGAGGGCCUCCGAGAAUUGACUGGCGAGGAGCUUGGGGCCAUCUAUGGCGCGUCAGAGUUCACCGAGUUCGUCGAGCAGAGCAGCAAGAUCAUCGAAAGGGCCCUGACAGAUACGUAUGACUACCUCAAGGACUAUACGCUGCUCGACGACCGCGCAGCCGACGACUACGAAGGCCGGCAGGUGAAGUCGCAGCGGGUCUUCUGGGACGAGCGGCUGUGCAGGGGACGGAGCAUCACGGCUCUCGACUGGUCCACAAAGCACCCCGAGCUUGUCGUGGCCAGCUACAGCCGGAGCGAGUUCAGCGCAAACGACGAGCCCGACGGCCUUGUUCUCGUCUGGAACAUGCAUCUGGCAGACCGACCCGAGUUUGUCUUCCAUGCUCAGACGGACGUGCUCUCUGUGACCUUUUCGCCCUUUCAUCCCAACCUCGUCAUCGGCGGGACCUACAGCGGACAGAUUCUGAUCUGGGACACGCGAGCACGGUCUCUGCCCGUGCUCAAGACGCCACUCUCGGCGGCCGGGCACACGCACCCCGUCUAUGCGCUUCAGCUCGUGGGCACGCAAAACGCCCACAACCUCGUCACGGCCUCAACUGAUGGGACCGUGUGCUCGUGGAUGCUCGACAUGCUCGCGAGACCCCAGGAGACGCUCGAGCUGCUCAACACGCUCCAUCCAAAGACGGACGAAGUCAGCGUCACCACGAUUGCCUUUCCCGACCAAGAGACGACCACCUUCUGGGUCGGCACAGAGGAGGGCAGCGUAUACCAGGCCGGACGCUACGACCGUGCAGGGGCCAAGGCCGGUCUGAAUCUGCAAGACGUCUUCAAGCGCCAUUCUGCGCCCGUCACGGGCCUCCAUUUCCACCCGCUGGCCGGACCCGUUGACUUCUCCGACCUCUUCCUUUCGUGCAGCAUGGACUGGACCUGUCGCCUGUGGCGCAGCAAAAAGCAGUCUUCGUCUUCAGCGUCGGCGUCGUCCUCUGGCGGCGGCGGCGGCGGUGGUGGUGGUGGUGUUGGUGCCGGCAGCAGCAGCACCGGUGGCGUCGCGGCAUCAGGUGCCGCGCAUUUGCAAGGUAACUCGAGCAGCCACGCCAUUGCACCGGUACUGAGCUUUGACGAGGCGAGCGACUACGUGUACGACGUCCGCUGGCAUCCUGUCCACCCCGCCCUCUUCGCCCAGGUCGACGGCUCGGGCCGACUGGAUCUGUACAACCUCAACGUCGACACGGAGCGGCCGAUCAUCAGCACCGUCGUCGGUGCCGGUCGCGCCCUCAACAAGGUCGGCUGGGACCGCAAAGAGGGCCGCAAGCUGGCCAUGGGCGGCGCAGAGGGUAAAGUGUACGUGUACGACGUCGGCACGCUCGCCAGCCCGGCCGAGGACGAGUGGUUUGCGAUGCAAAAGACCGUCGCUCGGCUCCUGAGUGCCACUUCGUCCGCGUCCGGUGCUGCGGCCCCGGGUAGCAGCGGCAGCACUAACAAUGGCAAGGGAAUGGGCGCGGGGAUAAGCGCGCUGGACGGCGGCGCGGCGGCGAGGACCAACCUGGACCUAGAGAGAAUCAGCCAGCGCUUGGCGGUACGAUAGCCAUCUUCAGUCUUUUGUCGUUCAUGCUUGAUCAAUUAUUACCAUG